UGUGACACCUGCAGUGAAGGGCUACACUGGAGGCGCGAACAUGUGUCUUUUUCUGUUACUACCAGAGAGUGGGCUCUGGGGGUGGUUAGAGUCUGCAGUAGGAUGGCUGCACUGAGCGAUAUGCCCUAACCGUGCAGUGUCCAGGGGCUGUGAAUGAGGGUAAAGGAAUUGUUCGAGGAGCUGAAGCAUGUUGGAUUUGUGAUCCCCGCCUCUAUGGUAAACUGGAAUAUUAAACAGCAAGUGGAUUGACCGUGGGAGGUGACCACUGGCAGGACAAACUUGUGUCUGAGAAGAGGAACCGAGUUGGAAAGCGAGCAGUGCGUGCGUGAAGGUCAGCACAGACAUCUGAGAUCUGAAAACAGAGACAAAAAACACUCGAAAUAACCAGGAAGUACUUGUCUCAAGUAUGUCUGUGGAAUGAAAAUACCCUUGAUGCAGAUAACAACAGACUGUGAAAUGUGAAGCAUUCAAAAAUAUUAAAGUCAGUGUAUGGUACUUUUCUAUAACCUACUGGAUUGUAACCUCUUAAUGCCAUGCAACAUUCUGAUACUAUGGCUGCUUCUGUAUCCUUGUAACACACCUCUGGGAGAUUGUUCAUGUUGUGGAUUGACACGGCCAUUGAAUUCCAUCACUGAUCAACUGUUUGCACUUUUUGUGUGAAAACCCUUGGUGGAAAUAAGGAUAAAACAACCUUCCCAGGGUAUUUCAGAGUAUCAAAGGUUGUUUUCAUUUCUGAAAUACAGAUGUUUCUGAACUCUAUCCUGGUGGUCUUAACUGACCUGGCGGCUGGUCUCCUUGGCCAUACCUCAAUUCGCCGCCAUUUUCAUUUGUUGAUGUCGGGCCUUGUCAUAUUUGGACCUGCACUGAGCUUGUGGGUCUCCCCACAUGCUAUUUUUGCAAAGAAGACUCAUUUCCUAUACAGAAUGUUUCUGCGGUCAGCAUGGGGAUGGACCUGUUUGUUUGUGGGUUCCUUCGUCUUCCUCCUCUCUUUCUCCGUCCGCCGCUCCAUCACCCUCUCCCUGCGCCACCUCUCACGGCUGGCCGUGGCUGGAGGCCUGUGGCAGGGCUUCCGGAGAGCUGUGAGCGUGCUGGAGAACACCACUGGUAGCUGUUACGAGCUCCUCAGUGCGCCCCUGGAGGGUAAGACGGCAGCAGCGAAUGGGGACAGCGCCCAACCUCUACUGCUGCUGCGGGAGGGUGAGAGCAAGGCGGCCUGCCUGAACGCGGGCAUGCUGUGGCGUGGCUACGAGGUCUCGGAGGACGUCUUCCUGCUGUGCCUGUGCUGCCUGCUGCUGGCCGAGGAGACGGCCGUGUUCGGGCCCUACCUGAGCCUGGGCGGUCCCUCGGGCGGGCCGCUGCGCAUCCUCUUCCUCUUCUGCGUGCUGCUGCUCAGCCUCUGGAUCUUCUUGCUCCUCUGCCUGUUGGCUUACUUCCCCGUGUUCCCCACCCAGUUGCUGGGAGGGGCCCUGGGGUGCCUGAGCUGGCGGGCACUCUACCAGGGCUGGUAUCGGCUCGGGCCCAGUUGGUACUGCCCAGGAAGGCCAGGCGUGGGACUGCUGACCACUGAGAAGAGAAAUGGGGAUGGGAAGCCUGUGGGGCCAGACCAAGCAAACAAUGCAAUGCACAAAUAGGGCUGUACAACGCAUUAACUGAUGGCACACCUCAAUUGCCAAGCCGGUGGUACAAUUAAGCUGCCACGUCCACUGUAGUUUGAACUUUGUUCUGUUCUCGGUUAAAUUCCUGGUAUUGAAAGUGAUACGACUAUCAACACCUUGGAUGUACUAACGCGUAAAGUAAUAUGCCAUGGUCUUUUGACAUUAGGAAGAAGGGCAAUGUAGUCAGAUGACAGCGACUCAGCAGAGUGGCAUGUCUACAGCAUCACCGAGUGACAAACAGCAGAAAAUACAUGUACAUAUGCAGAGGUUCUUGCAGCAUACAAUCUAUUGUGCCUGAACAGCCUAUCAAAUAACCAGUUGCUUUGUCAAGCGUGCAUUGCCAUGUCACCUCACUACAUCUCUUGGUUAAAUUAAGUAUGCUUGCUGAAGAAAUUAACAGCCAUGAUGGGGAUAUAUUUUCAAUAAAGGAAUAAAACAGCUACAAAUA
Molecule: messenger RNA, 2103 nt
Organism: Sardina pilchardus (European sardine)
Lineage: Eukaryota; Metazoa; Chordata; Actinopteri; Clupeiformes; Clupeidae
Gene: fitm1l
Product: fat storage inducing transmembrane protein 1, like
Exons: 2
Coding region: 744-1631 (295 amino acids)
Biological process (GO): phospholipid biosynthetic process; lipid storage; lipid droplet organization
Cellular component (GO): endoplasmic reticulum membrane
Molecular function (GO): coenzyme A diphosphatase activity
Source: RefSeq, a predicted model, not a curated record